This is a messenger RNA of Aplysia californica (California sea hare), 9895 nucleotides long. Its product is annotated as acetyl-coenzyme A synthetase 2-like, mitochondrial. The record is from RefSeq and is a predicted model, not a curated record. Gene Ontology annotation, molecular function: acetyl-CoA synthetase activity; AMP binding. Lineage: Eukaryota; Metazoa; Mollusca; Gastropoda; Aplysiida; Aplysiidae. The transcript has 14 exons. Gene Ontology annotation, cellular component: mitochondrion. Bases 1043 to 3079 code for a protein of 678 amino acids.
CCCCUCAAAUCAGAAAUCUAGGCCCAUGGCAUGGUUUGUUUACAAACUGCACAAUCACCGUGACCGAAAGUAUUCGAUUAAUUGGAGUAUUCAUACUGUCACCUGCGAACCAUUCGAACUUCGAAUAUAUGCACGAGUUUAAUUUUAAAUACGACAUGUUACUUGUAAUUAGGCCUACCAUUUGAGAUUUUUUAAACCUCACAAAGAACAUAUUAGUUCAAAUGCAGCAAUCACAGAGUUAUCUCCUUUUGUAAAUCUAUGACAGCAAUUAAUCAAAAGGGCUACAUUAUCUAAGAGUUCUUGAUACAGCCAGCUAUAAUGAUAAUCUAGGCCUAAACAUAACAUGAGACCUGUAAUCAAGGUGUUCAUUAUUCACCACCGUGACUGAUCAGUCAGUCAUAUCCCCUGGAAAAGUAGCACAUUAAGAAAUAGACAGGAUCUUCAAAACCGCUUUUUUUUCUUGAGACCAACCACUGCAGUCCAUACGCCCCCCAUCCCACCCAGUUUCCCCCUUUGCGAUUAAAAUACAUGUAUUCAUAAGAUUACGUAUAACCCCAAAUAAUCAAAAAUUCAAAGGUACCGUUUAUACGUCUUUUGCACCACUUUAACUCACCUCUGGUAGACUAUAUUAUAUCUUCAUGGAAUUAUUCAACAGCUGUUGAUGACCUUUUAGUUGGUUUUAAGAAUACCAUGAACUUAUUUGAAGGAGUUUUAAGCCUUGAAGAAACGUUAGGAUACCCGUAAAAAAGCGAGAAAAAAUAAUGUGUUCGGCGAACCAAAACAUCGGUUUAUUCUACUAAGAUUACAAUUUACGAUUAAUCGAGCAAUCCGUUGUUCACUGUUCAGUUCAACGGUCAUCGGUGUCCUGAAAUUCAGUAGACUCUAGCCAAGGCCAAUGUAAGAUUAAGAAUCUACACAACAGUAGACUUUUAUCCCACUGACCUUCCUGUGUUGGGCUGUUGGAUCGAGGAAGCAGCUUCGUGUGCGUGAGGCUGUUUCUAUUCUCUUCACUUUUAGCUCGUGAGACAAAUUGUCAGUCAGUAUGAGUAUGUUCGGAGCAGUUGGUUUCAGUUUGACAACAAAAUCAAGGCAUUUACUCCUUAGAAGUUUGCAGAGGAAAGGAUGUGCUGCAAGAUGCAUUUCCACAACACCCUUUCCAGAGUUUGAUGACCUUGUUGACAUAAAGACGCAUGAAGAUUUGCACAAAUUCAGUCUUGAACAACCAGACACGUUUUGGUCGAGGUUAGCCAGAUCAAGGCUAACAUGGAAUAAAGACUUUUCGACAGUCAGCAAGUGCGACUUCAAGACAGGCCAACUUGAGUGGUUCGUAGAGGGAACACUCAAUGCUUCAGUCAAUUGUGUCGAUAGGCAUCUCAAAGAAAGAGGGGAUCAAGUUGCUCUAAUUUGGGAGCGUGAUGAACCUGGCACUCAUGUAUAUCUUACCUACAAAGAACUGUCAGAAAUGGUUGGCAGAAUUGGCAAUCUGCUCCGCAACAGUGGGGUUAAGGCUGGUGAUCGGGUGGCAAUCUAUCUUCCCAAGACACCUAUGGCAAUUGCUACCAUGCUGGCUUGUGCCAGGAUUGGUGCUAUACACAGUGUUGUAUUUGCUGGCUUCAGUGCUGAUGCCUUGGCAGGGAGGAUACAGGAUGCCGAGGCACAAACUGUGGUGACAGCUAAUCAGACAGUUCGAGGAGGUAGAAUCAUUGAACUGAAGCAAACAGUGGAUGCUGCAGUCAGCAAAUGCCCAGGGGUUAAGCAAGUACUGGUCUACAAUCGGACUGAAACAAAAGUGCCCAUGGGAAAACUGGACAUUGAUAUGGUAGAGGCCAUGGCUCAUGAAUCGCCAGACUGUCCCGUGGAAGAGCGGAACAGCGAAGAUACACUUUUCAUGCUGUACACUUCUGGCAGCACUGGAAAGCCAAAGGGGAUCACACAUUCCACAGCUGGGUAUUUGCUCUAUACCAAUGUCACAUUUAAGCAUGCAUUUGACUACAACCCCGGUGAAAUAUUUGGUUGUGUGGCUGACAUUGGAUGGAUCACUGGUCAUAGCUAUGCGUUGUAUGGACCACUGUCCAAUGGGGGAACAACAUUGCUCUUUGAGAGCACUCCUUUGUAUCCAGAUCCAGGUCGCUAUUGGGAGAUGGUCGAGAGGCUCAAGCUGGAUCACAUAUACCUGGCUCCAACUUCAUUGCGUAUGUUGUUGAAAGCUGGAGAUGAGUAUGUGAAAAAAUACGAUAGGUCAAGUUUGCGCAAAUUGGGAUGUGUUGGUGAGCCCCUAAAUAGUGAAGCCUGGGAGUGGUACUACAAUGUUGUUGGGGAGAAAAGAUGUGACAUCAUAGACACAUGGUGGCAGACAGAGACGGGUGGCAUUUGUAUUAGUCCACGACCAUCAGAGCCUGGUGCAGAGAUCCGACCAGGGAUGCCCAUGCGCCCGAUGCUGGGGAUUGACUUGGCCUUGGUUGAUACACAAGGUGCAGAAGUGACCGGGGAGGACUGUGAGGGAGCUCUGUGCAUUCGCCGCCCGUGGCCGGGCAUUGCCAGGACCAUCCAUGGUGAUCAUCAGCGAUAUUUUGAGACAUACUUCAAGCCUAUGCCAGGCAUGUACUACACUGGAGAUGGUGCACACAGACACAAGGGGGGCUACUACCAGAUCACAGGUCGCAUGGAUGAUGUUCUUAACGUCAGCGGCCAUCGUCUUGGGACAGCUGAGAUUGAGGAUGUUAUGGAUGACCACAUUGAUGUAGCUGAAUCAGCUGUUGUGGGGUUUCCUCAUGAGAUCAAAGGAGAAGGUAUCUAUGCAUACGUUGUCCUGAAGGAUACACGCACUUUGGGUAAGAAAGAAAUUGAGACUCAACUGCGUGCUGGUAUUAAAAAGAGAAUUGGGAACUUAGCCCAACCGGAUAUGAUUCUGUUUACUCCAGGCCUUCCCAGAACCCGCUCUGGUAAAAUUAUGCGGCGCAUCCUUCGUAAAGUGGCGUCUGACAAACCAGAUGAACUGGGAGACAUCAGUACCUUGAGUGAGCCAGAAGUUGUUGAUUACAUUGUCAAGAAACAUGAACAACUGCGUGGAGACAAAUGAAGAUUUGUCCUCUGUAGAUGUGUUGAGAAAUCUGGGCGCUGUUGUACGUAUGUUUUAUAGAAUGAAUUAAUGUCAGUUAUUAUUUAUGACGAAUUUUGGGGUAAUUUUGUUUUCUUGUAACAUGUUUCGAUUGUUGAAAUGUGAAAUUGUGAUUUGAAGAUGCACUUACAUUACUGAAGAAAAUGCUUAUUUACCAAAACAAUAAUUUCUUUACUCUUUGAUUUAUUGUUGACAUGUAAGAUUUCUUGUGCUUUUUCCAUUGUUACAUGAUAUACUUGUUGUCAAUUGUCAAUGCAAAUUAUUGAGGCAGACAGAUUAGAGCAUUUACAUCUAAGGAUUGUUUAUCAUAAAAAUAAAACGUAUAAUUUAGCACAAAUUGUUGGAAUAGUAAAUAUUUAUUGAAAAAAAACAGUAACAGGUUCUGAGGAGUGAGAGGAAGCCAUUGCUGUUCUUUCAGCAUGAAUAUUUCUGAAUCUGAAAGGGGCAUUUUAUGUUUACUCGUGUGCUUAUGAAUUUUACCUUUCUGAUAGCGCUUUCGCAGUUGUGAUUUCAAACAAACUGAGGCAAACAUCCCUUAGGUUUAUGCAUUUCACAUUUAUAGAGUGAAAAGAUAAAGAGGUCAAGUGAGAUCUUAAUAUUAUGUUCAUAAGUAAAAAUGAUCAUGUUGAGGUUAAAAUUUUAUUUUUUGGUUACGGUAUGCUGUAAACUUUUGAGAAGUGCAUAACUUUAAUGGUUUGAUCGUACAAGUGGUUUUCAUUGAGGAAAUACAAAUGCAUUUAUUGGGUUGAUCCUCACCCUCAUCUGUCCCUUGACAUCUGAGCUCUAAGGUCAGUAUGGCACUGCUUGUGCUGAUCACUUCAUCCUGCCUCUCAGCCCCCUUUUUUUUUCUCGCCAUUAUCUUCAGUUUCAUGAAAAGUUUUCAGUCUAUUCUUUAUUGUUCAUUGUCAAAUCAAAGGUUGUUUUUUUUUUUUGGGGGGGGGGGGUGCGGGGUUAUUUGGUCUUUGGUUUACCUGUCGCUGAUUAACCAUUUCACAGCCAGAGCUGCAUUAUAAUCUUACCAAAGACUCUAAGACCGUCUCUGGCGGCAGCUCAGGCACAUUCCUUUACGCCGACUUUGACGUCCAAUUUGUUUUCAUCAAUUGCCGAAAACAGGUUUCUUUUGUCAGGAGCUCAUUCAUUAGAUGAAGAACUAUACUAUCAAAAUAGGUUCACUUGUUUUGAUUUUAUGCCCAAUCUAGUGAUGUUUAAGCACUUUUAGAUUUUGUACCAAAAAGAGGGCCCUGACAUAGUGGGUUUACUCCCCUCGGCGAUAAAGAGUUAAGGAAUGUAUCAUCAAUAGCCCAGAUACUUUUAUCCCGACCAUUUGUAUUGUAAAAUGUCCGUGGUUCCUCACCUGUUUGCUUCAUGUUUCCCUCUGAUUUUCUUCUCUGAGAACGUGAGAGGUUCGGUCUAUGAACUGAUCCAUGUGUGGUGAUAUUGAUAUCCACAGGGUUGUUAAUGUUAGUUGCUGAUUAUGGAUCAUUUGUGUAUUGCUGUGACACUUCAACUUUUCUUUCUUUGACUUUAUUCUUAGUACAGCCUGUCUGGUCUUGAUUUUUUCAUGUAAAAUCUUAAUUUACAAUGAAUUUGUGCCAUUUUGUUGAUUUUAUUCUUCAAUUAGAUAAACCCUUAAUUUUAAAAAGUAUGACAGACAUGCAACGAUUCAAAAUGGGGAUUAAGUUGUGAGGCUUAAUUUCAGGAAAUCUGUUAAGCCUGGCGUUUAGGGUAAACAUUUUGGUGAAUAUCAGAUUACGUCUUGAAAUCUGAAAAAGUACAAACUUUGCCACAGAAUAUUUGUACUUGAGUGUCGGUGUUAUGUGUGUAGUGAAAGAAAUUAAAGUAGACAUUUGUAUGGAGAUAGGUCAGCAUCAGUUUUUUUCUAAACAAAUUCUUUCACUUGCAGCAUCUCCCCAUAGAUUUGUACCCCUAGACUGUGCACACUCAUGGCCACCGCUGUACACUCUCUUUAAAAACCUCACUAUGAAGUGUGCACACCGUAGCUGCUCUUUUACAGGUAAAUAAAGGUCAAAAGUGCUUCUUUUCUCUGGAUGUAAUCCUCCUUUUACAACUUUUGCUUACACACAUGUAUUACCAGUUUUGUUACAGUUGACUCUGCAUGGCAUCUUGCCCCUUAUUUGGCUUUAUUGGUGUGCUCCAUAGUGAGCUGGAAAUACGUUUGAGUGCAUGGUCUAGGAUUUUUAUAAUACAAGUUUGGGCACUUACCUUAUUGUCAGUGACGUUUUCAACAGUUAUUCAGUUAGGAAGAUAGCUUUACGUGAAUGAUAAGAAUUGUAUUAACCCACAGUUUCCGACUUCAGUGUCAUUUUAAUGGAUUGUAAAGAAAAUAUAUCUGAACCCUUCCAAGAUGACACCCCCCCCCCAUUGUUGAAGAGAAAGUGGCCAUCUUAGACUGGUGGUCCUCUGAGACAGUGUCAUACAAAAACAACAAAAAACAAGGGAGAAGUAGGAAGUGGUCGUUCCUACCAUACCAGUCAAGUGGUUAUUCUGGACAGAUAGUUGCUAGAGCAGGUUUGGUUGUACGUCGAUUUUGUAGUAUUGUUUUAAUUUUAUAAGAGAGGAACUAACCAAAGAGAGGAUUGUUGCUAUCUCUAGUGUCAUACGUUUUGAUGCAUUUUUUUGCUUUGUUUAUAUACUGUUAACAAUUUUUUCCAAUGUGAUUUUUGACUUUGUUGGUAUGGUGGUGUUUAUUUAAUUCGUACUUAUUCUUGAGAUGAGGGUUUUUCCUGUUUUUCUCAAAUAUUCCUCCAGAAAGUUUUUUCUUUUAUUUUCAAUUUCUUGAUUGUUUUGGAAAGUGGAACUUGCAUCAUGUACAUGAAAAUAUACAGUACAAAGUUCUGCUUUCCCAGCUUAUGGUGCUUCUAUGUCUUUUUUACUUUGUAAAGUUCAUCAAAAGAUGAUACAAGUCUGAAUACUGAAGCUCAAAUUUUUCCCUCAGUUAAACUAGGUGAAUAACAUCGGUCAGUCUAGUGCUGAUAUCUUUAUGACAUUGUGGAUGGAUAACAACAAAACAUGACAUGUGACUUAAUCUCUUUUGUGAUGAAUGGAUCAUGUAUAUUCAGAAGAAUUGAAGACUUACAAACUGACCUCAUAAUAACUCUGAAAAGUUCUAUGGAAUAUAGAAGAGUUGAUCUUCAGUGGUAUUUUAAAAUUUGCUUGUCAAAGAGUUUUUCUUUUGACACUUACCAGGUAUAAUAUCUCACUCAUGUACACAGUGCAGCUACACACAGUGCUGCUUUCUUGUUGACUUUUCUCCACAUAAAUCAAUCUCAAAGGUUCUCUGUGUGCCUUGUUCAACAUACAGUCUAGUACUAGUAUGUAUAUGUAGCAAAAGUGGUGGGACGUUGAAAUCUUUGCGUUAUGUACAAAUUUCAUAUAUAUACAUACAAAUUUCACAUUAAUUUUGACCCCUAUCCCCCGCAGUCAUGCGAUUUGGAUUCAUAGUUGCUCAAGUUAAGAUCUAGAAAUUGAUUUUUUAUCCAUCUCUGCUAGGAUUUGCCAUUUUUCCUCGUUUCUUUUACUCUGCCAUGGUCUACCCUCUACUACAACUUCACUAUGACCCAACUUUGCAGAAUGCUCACAAGCUGUUGUGUCGUGUGUAAUCUGCAUUGAAGAAUUCUGACACGUGGUAACACAAUCAGAAAAAUGUCUUCAUGCGACCACAAACUCCCCAUACGCACAGCUGAGGUGUGCAGGCUAAGUUAGGUCUGGUUACAUUGUUUCUGCGAUAUGUUCAAAUGCAAUAUAUCAGGUCCUUAGCCUACACGAGUCUAUUGCCGAUGGCUCAUGGAGAUUGUGGCCUACACUCGUACUGUACCAUCCAUCUAUCUUUCUCUCUCUCCACCAAGGUUACUUCGAUAAACAAUAUUUGUGGUGGUGUUAAUAAGAUGUAGGCUACCCUUUCUGACGCCAAUUUUUCUACUAUGUACGAAUUGCUUACGCUAAGUGCAGGUUUUGAAUACAAAGAAAUAUAUAUAUAUAUAGAUCUAGAUAAAUUUUUAAAAAAUUUGGGGCAUGAAAAAUAUGUUCACUAUGUGUGUCCUAGACUGCAUAGCUAUAAAUAUAUAUAUAUAAUAGAUCUAUAUUCUUUUAUGAAUUGUUGUUUACAUUUCUCAUGUUGAUUAGUUCAUUGAUACAGUCUAGUCUGCUGACUAUUGCCUUUGGGAGGGUAGUUGAAGAGCACCACUGGUAGGUCCUUUUUUUCUUUCCUUCUAGUUCUGUUGUUGCUGUCUGUCUUUCUUACUUUCCCAUUUUUGGCCCAUAUUGUUUUGAUGUUCAUGAAAAUUAUGACAGAUAGUUUCAAACAGACAUGUCUUGUACAGUUAUCAUGUAGGCUACGGUAUCGCUAAGGUUUUAUUUGACAUAGGCCUACAGUAGGUUGUUUUUUUGUGUGCUCACAAUGCCUGUUGCCAAUAUUAUUUUUAAAAAUAUUUCUGUUUUGUGUUGCUCAAUGGAUAAGUCAUUGCCAGAAAACAGAUCAUCGAUUUUGAUGAUGUGUAAGUUUUGUUCCCUUUUGUUUGUUUCAGUUUCAGAUUGGAGGACAGUUAUCUGUUAUUAUGUUUCUAUCUCGUUCCUCCGCCCUCUUCCCCGUCCCCCCACCACCCCAGCGAGCUUCUUUAUCAUACUCUCAAAUUGUAAUUUAAUACUUUCAUAACAUGCAGUAUUUUCAACUUUAACUGUGCCCAGUUGUUGCUUGCCAGGACAGAGCUGUGUUAGAACUUAGAUCUAUAUAUAGUUAUUUUGCAGUACCCGGUACGCUUAAAAAAUUGAAGAUUUACGUAAUUUCAGUACUAUUCCAACGGAAGCCGUUGUAUUGUGGUUAUAAAAUCUCUUAUGAUAAAUGUCUAAUGGUCUAUACAAUUGCCAAAAUCGUCUGAUUAUAAGAUGAACAUUGUAGGCCUACUGGAGGAUGGCAUGGUGGCUUACACUACACACUAUAUUCUAUGUAUGGUGUACGGAAUCUGUUAUUAAAAGGGUCAAACACUGCUCACAGCAAAAGUUAUCCUGUAGGAGAAGUGCAGUACUGUUUGUUUUUGUCAUUAACACUUUGACAAUUAAAAAAAUAUCCUUUAAGCAGGUUAGUAGAAUGGCUGAGUGCGGCUAUGACAAGUAGGCUAUCUUUUAAGUCUUAGCUUAGAAGAAAGUUUCACUUACAGAACACUGGAAGCGCUCUGCUCAGUAUUUACUGACACUGCUCAAAUUGCUGUUAGUCAGUGGUUGGCGGAUGCUCUCGGUGUGAUUUGUUCCUUAUUUCCUUUCAAAUUAUAUCCUUAUUGUCCUUAUCUCUUCUUCUUUUUUGUGUUACUUGCAUGUAUUUAACAUGAAAGACUUAUAAUCUUCGGCACUUAUACUAUCUUACCUUAUUGUGUGGUAAGUGCCAUAAGACUAAAAUGGUUAGGCCGCCUCUACUAAAACAAACCAAAAAUUGCUGUAAUCAGAAUUAUGUGAUAUUUCUCCCUUUCUUUUUCAAACAAUUUAUUUUACUCCUGAGUGUGCUUAUAGAAUUAGAAGCAGAAACUUGCGCAGUUUGUUACAUUUAUUAUAGAUAAAAGUUUCCUCUGAAUUCAAGGAAUAGUCCAUUUGUACUAGAUCUACACAGUAGGUGAAAGAAGUUUUGGAGAUUUACUUCACUAUGUGCAGGGCAAGUGUCUGACACCAAUUUGGUUGCUGUGAAAUCAGAUGUUGUGAUUAUAUUUUGUAGGGUAUAAUUUACAUACAUCAUGUAUACAUUAUGAUUAUAUCCAUCUUGACAGUAUUACUUCCUUAUAUUUUGUUUGGAUACAGUGUAAUUAACUUUGCAAUUUGAAAUUUAUGUGUAAUAAUUUGCAGGUAUUUUUAUAUCUUUGAUAAAGACAACUCGGAUGGAAGUCUUGUUGGGCUUUAGUGAAGGAGAAACUAACACUUCUAUAAAACAAAGGUGCUGUGUACUGUAUAUUAUAACAAAAAGUCAAAGAUUAUUUUGUGCGUGAUAAAAAUUCGAAGGGGAACUUUGAAUGAGAAUGAUAAGCGGUGUUCUAUGACAGAAAGCUCAAAAGAACUCUUUUGUACAUGUUUUGACUUCAGUGAAGUCCUCUUAAUCCCGCAUCUGUGGAGCCGCCAGAUUUACUAAGUUUAGCAGAGUUUUCAGUUUAUAGAGGUUGUUGAAAAAUAAGAAAAAAUACUUAAGGGAUUUUAUCUUCUUUUGGUAUAGGUCUACUACUGUUUUCAGAUUAACCAUGUUCGAUUUAAGUUAAGCUGACUCCACUGUGUAUAUAUAUAUAUUAUAUAUAUUAUUAUCCUUCUACUAGACUCUUGUUGGGACUUAUUUUACUCUCUUUUCUUAUUCUACCUCCAGUAAUUUGGUUGAGUGAUGAUAUAUCAUGUAUCUCAGAGUCAGUGAUGUGUGUUAACAUAUUAUAUUCAAGUGUUAAGAAGCACAAACUGCAUCAUAAUCAUUACUCAUUUACUAAUGGCGUGUAUUUGGAAUUUUUUCUUGCUUAGUCUUUUGUAUUGGUUGGGCUUCAGUUGUGACAGUUGUCUGUACUCUUAAACAGUGUGCUAUGUAUAAAUCACUGCAAAUUUAUUAAAAAUUAUUAUUAUAUUAUACUGGUUUAUAUAUUAUAUAAAUAUCAUGUAACACUUACUUAUUGAUUAUAAAGAUUAUAUAAUCAAAUAAUCUUGAAUUUGUUUCAUGUUGCUUGAUUUGUCGACCUCAUGAUCAUUUUGUGUGUUUUUGUUGGUGCUCUAUGAAAAUAAAAUUUUAGUGGUUUAAUUUUUUAA